AUGAGCGCCGUCGAAGAACUAAGGUUACUUAAGGCUCAGGUUCAAGAUAUCGCUCGUGUGUGCAAUGCUGUGGCCAAGGGUGACUUGUCCCAGAAAAUUACGAUCCAGAUCAAAGGCGAGAUGUCAACGUUGAAGGGCACUGUCAAUUUCAUGCUGGACCAGCUAAGCGCCUUCGCAUCCGAAGUCACUCAUGUCGCGCUUGAAGUCGGUACGCAAGGUAUAUUGGGUGGUCAGGCUCGCGUAGAAGGUGAGCAAGGUACCUGGGCUGACUUGACACGCAAUGUGAACAAAAUGGCUAGCAAUCUGACUAACCAAGUACGAUCGAUCUCGGAGGUCACAAAAGCUGUUGCCUUGGGCGAUCUAAGCAAAGUCGUCAACGUCGAUGUGCAGGGAGAAAUGCUAGAUUUGAAGAUGACUGUCAAUUCUAUGGUUGUCCAAUUGUCUACGCUCGCUAACGAAAUCACUCGUGUGUCUUUGGAAGUCGGUACGGAAGGUAUCUUGGGUGUACAUCAUAUAGGAGAUCGUAUGUGUCUGACCCACGCGCAUUGUAUCACAUUGUCGUCAAAGACCAGCACAUCUUUGAAGAGCCCAACCAAUUCAUCGUGUCAGUAUUCUCCUACUUUCUUAUACUCAAUUAACUCGGUACUAUGA
Suillus discolor is the source of this 651-nucleotide messenger RNA. Its product is annotated as putative two-component system sensor kinase. Lineage: Eukaryota; Fungi; Basidiomycota; Agaricomycetes; Boletales; Suillaceae. Bases 1 to 651 code for a protein of 216 amino acids. Gene Ontology annotation, cellular component: membrane. The record is from RefSeq and is a predicted model, not a curated record. The transcript is spliced from 3 exons. Gene Ontology annotation, biological process: signal transduction.